AUGCCGAUAAAAGCAGAAACUUUCAGUAAGCCCUCGGCCUCCACCGGACGCGGCCAGUUAGAGACAGAAAGGAGGUGGUGCUCCACCGGUAAAGCCACCGAUUUCCCGAUAAGUCGAGAAAAAGUGUUCGAGAUGUUUGCAAAAUUAAGGAAACAGAAUGUCCACACAGUAACAAUCCUGGUGAUGGGGAAAGGUGAUGUCGGUAAGUCUUCCACCAUAAAUUCCAUUAUAGGGGAACGAAUGGUGCCUGCUGGUGCUUUUAUGUCAGAAACCCCACGUCCCGUGCUGGUCUCACGGUCACGAUUAAGAUUUGGUAUUAUAUUGAACAUUAUCGACACUCCAGGGCUUGUCGAUGGAGGAUACAUCAACGGACAGGUGCUGGAUGCCACAAAAAGGUUCCUCAAGGGAAAAACUGUAGAUGUCUUGCUUUACGUGGACCGUUUGGAUUCGUACAGAGUUGAUGAUUUGGACAAACAGGUCGUGAAAGCCAUCACCGAUAGUUUUGGCAAAGAAAUAUGGCACAAAACAGUGGUUGUACUCACUCACGCUCAGUUCUCACCUCCGGAUUCUUUGGGUUUUGAGGAGUUCUUUUACAGCAGAUCAGAAUCCGUUUUGAAAUGUGUACGGGAAGGGGCUCGGAUGAGCAAAAAAGAUGUUCAAGAAUUUUCUAUUCCUGUUGCUUUGGUUGAGAACAGUUGGAGGUGUAACAAGAAUGAACACGAUGAAAAGAUCCUUCCAAAUGGCACUCCAUGGAUUCCUAAUAUUCUUGGUACCAUCACCGAUAUCGCCUUAAAUGGAAAAAAGGGUAUCCUCAUCGACCAAAAGUUGAUUGACCGUCCGAAUGCUAACGGGAGAGGAAAAGUAUUCAUCCCUUUAAUCCUUGCAUUCCAAUACUUCUUUGUCAUCAACCCAAUCCGUAGGCAGAUUAAAAACGAUGUUGCUAGAGAAACACGUCCUUAUGGGCGUGAACAAUCGUUAACUUCCAGUUGA
This is a messenger RNA of Striga hermonthica, 990 nucleotides long. Lineage: Eukaryota; Viridiplantae; Streptophyta; Magnoliopsida; Lamiales; Orobanchaceae. The record is from the annotation of a GenBank genome assembly.